Molecule: messenger RNA, 644 nt
Organism: Belonocnema kinseyi
Lineage: Eukaryota; Metazoa; Arthropoda; Insecta; Hymenoptera; Cynipidae
Gene: RpS7
Product: 40S ribosomal protein S7
Exons: 5
Coding region: 21-602 (193 amino acids)
Biological process (GO): translation; ribosomal small subunit biogenesis; rRNA processing
Cellular component (GO): cytosolic small ribosomal subunit; small-subunit processome; 90S preribosome
Molecular function (GO): structural constituent of ribosome
Source: RefSeq, a predicted model, not a curated record
GCCGACUUGGAGAGAACAAGAUGUUCACUUCAAAUGCCAAGAUUAUCAAGAGCGGCGGUGCUGAGCCGGACGCAUGCGAAGCCAAUGUCUCGCAAGCUCUUCUCGAAUUGGAGAUGAAUAGUGAUUUGAAGUCUCAACUUCGAGAACUUCAUAUCACCAAAGCCAGAGAAAUCGAGGCGAACAACAAGAAAUCGAUCAUCAUAUAUGUACCGAUGCCAAAACUCCAGGCUUUCCAUAAAAUCCAGACCCGUCUGGUGCGUGAAUUGGAAAAGAAAUUUUCCGGAAAGCACGUUAUGUUCGUUGGCGAUAGGAAAAUCUUACCCAAGCCCACGAGGAAAACCAGGACAAAGAACAAGCAAAAGAGACCAAGAAGCCGUACUCUCACAGCUGUGUACGAUGCUCUGCUUGAGGAUCUCGUCUAUCCCGUCGAAAUUGUGGGAAAGCGAAUUCGAGUGAAACUCGAUGGAUCCCAGCUCACAAAGGUGCAUCUUGAUAAAAAUGAGCAGACCAACAUUGAGCACAAGGUUGACACCUUUGCAUCUGUUUACAAAAAACUAACUGGACGUGAUGUUACAUUCGAAUUUCCUGAAUCGUAUGUAUAAACCAUGUUUCAGUAAGAAUAAAAAAUUUUUAUUUGUAAAAUA